Molecule: messenger RNA, 1245 nt
Organism: Archocentrus centrarchus (flier cichlid)
Lineage: Eukaryota; Metazoa; Chordata; Actinopteri; Cichliformes; Cichlidae
Gene: ptges
Product: prostaglandin E synthase
Exons: 3
Coding region: 84-524 (146 amino acids)
Biological process (GO): prostaglandin biosynthetic process
Cellular component (GO): membrane
Molecular function (GO): prostaglandin-E synthase activity
Source: RefSeq, a predicted model, not a curated record
UUUUUAUUUAAGCUGCAAGCGGCGGUCACGGAGCACUCCUUAAUUUCCACUCUCGCUGCAGCUCUCUGUGGAUCACAGCAGUCAUGUUAAGAAACCCGGUUUUCUCCUGCUUUGUUUUCUACGGCGUGCUGCUGGUGUUAAAAAUGUACGUUAUAGCGGUCAUAACGGGACAAGUGAGGCUGCGUAAAAAGGCUUUUGCCAACCCUGAGGACGCGCUGAGACACGGAGGUUUACAGUAUCACAGAGAAGAUCCAUAUGUGGAGAGAUGCCGGAGAGCUCAUAUUAACGACAUGGAGAACAUCCUCCCUUUUCUCUUCUUGGGUGCCAUCUACGCCAUGACUGGACCUUCAUUGUGGGCGGCCCGCCUUCACUUCCUUGUCUUUUUCAUCUGCCGUGUGCUGCACAGCAUUGCCUACCUGCUUGCCCUGCAAGCGCCGACCCGAUCCGUGGCCUACACUGUUGCUCAGAUUCCUUGUGUAUCCAUGGCUGUGCAGAUCCUGAUGGCAGUCAAAGCAUAUGCCUAAAUAUCCAGGAACAAGGGACUGAACUAGAGGCUGUGCUCCGGGCCUAAAGAUAGCUACAAUUUGUCAAGUUUGUUUGUGUGAUGUACCUCCUGCAAAGACAGGGAUGUCAGUGGGAGUGCAAUACAUGGUCUCCGAUUACACCAUUGCUGGGUUUUGAGAAUGACUAUCAGUAUUUUUACUUUUGCUAAGUUGAAAUGUGACAGUGUCUUGUAAGAUAUCUGAAGCUGACAUCAUGUUCUGUAAAUGCAAAUGAAGGUUGUUGCCCCUCAUGGAUCACUCAUGGACAGCUGUAGAGAUUUAGCUUUAAGCAACUUUAGAAAAAAAAAAAAAAGAAUUCCAGCUCUGCACUCCAUGUUGAUCCCUGUUUUCAUGUUUCUCCACAAAUCAUAACCCACUAAUCAUGCAUUUUCACGCCAUCCCUUUGUGUUUCCCGUGUGGAUGCGUGCGUUCAACAAAAGCGUAACGGAUAUGAUGGCUGAUAUGAUGAAAGUUCAAAUACGCCCGAUGCUGCUCCUGUGUGAGUGAAACAGCUUCUCAAAUUACUUUAAAAGGAAGAAUGGGACACAUGCCUCACGACAACCUUCUGGGAGAUUUUUCUAGUUUAUGUUUGUGUUUGUCUGUGAAGACACAUGGAGAGUUUUGUAACUUAUUCAAUUUAAUGUAUGCAGUCAUGUUUUUGAAACAUUUUUGUUGGCAAUAAAGCUAUGCACAUCAAACCACA